UCUGUGUGGCAGUGGCCUCAAUUGCUCCUGCUCACACUGAACUUAAUUAAACGGUAAUAAGAUGCGGUUACUGCAUCUAGCGAGCCUGUUGCUGGUGACAGCGCUGGCUGCAGGAGUGCCGGCUGAAGUCAUCGAGCUUGUUGCCCCAGCUUCACCAGUUUAUUCAUCAGCUAAGGCAGCUGCUGCACCUGCUGGCAUCUCUUCAUCAGAUGUACGACCCGGCGAUCAUUCAACGGUUGCAGCUGCUGCACCUGCUGGCAUCUCUUCAUCAGAUGUACGACCCGGCGAUCAUUUAAGAGUUGCAGCUGAGUCACCUGCUGCGGUACCAGCACCAGCAGAGGCAGGUAACGGUUCUUCCUCAACUGCAAGCGCUGCUGGAACAGCGGCUGAAGAGAAGGAAGCAAAUUUCGAGCUGACUGAAGAUGGCGAUGGAAACGAUUUCGCUGAACACGAAGAGAUCGACAUGAAGAGUCUCUUCUCGGCUCUCGUAGAGAGUGAGGAAAUUUUAAAUCAAGAUCCAGAUUUUCCUGGUGAUGAAAAUGAAGAGGGCAGCCACAGGCAAGUUCGAUCAUUUCGGGGUCGAGAGUCGCCAGCCUCAGGACAGGCUCAAGGCACUUCGGUCGUUCGAGGCGACGACGCCACGAAGCAAGGCAAGACCGAGAACAGAUCCGUGACAGACCCCGCCACCAUCGAGAAGUACAACAACUUCAUGGAUGUGCUUUUCCGAAGAAUCAAUUCCGAGCUUAGAGAAAAUGGAGAAUCAAUAGAAAUCAAAUUAUCCAGGACAGAAAAGCAGGCUAAAGGGAACAGAGGCAAAAAGCAUAAGAAAGGCAAAAAGGAUAAAAAUGAGAAAGACAAAAUAGACGGCCGAGAAAAUAAACGCCAUCCUAGGGACCUGAGUCUUGCUAUUCACGACGACGAAGAAGAAUUUGUCGAAGAAUACGAGUUUGCUCACAAAGUUGCGACGUCUCCAGGAGCCAGGGCUAAGCGACAAGCCGCAGAUAAGGCCGAGGAAGAUGGUGGUAAUUCGAAAGAUAAAACUACGGAAGAUUACCCAGAGAAGAACCCAGCCAAAGAGGACGGAACAGCUGUUAGCGCCAGCGUCCGCAGGUCAAAAGUCAUGAAAUUUAACGAAGAAGAAGAUCAUGACCUUGGAAAAUCUCGUGAAGGUCGAAGGUCGGAUGUGGAAAACGGUCCUGAGGAGGAAUCAAGGCAGAUGAAAAGAGGCAAGAAAGGAAAGAAACAAAAGAAAAACAAAAAAGAAAAGGAAAAUUUACGCAGAAAAGAGGGUAAAAACAAGAAAAACAAAAAAGGCCACAAGAACAAGCGCAACGUAACGCGAACUGGAAGUGGGGGAGGAAGAGGCGGAGGCAAGCGUGGAAAUGGAAACAGGAGAAAUAAAAAGAACAAGAAAAACAAGAAAAAACAAGACGGGCGCGCUAACUCGACGUACGCGCCGUCGUUUGUUGACGAGGAUGCCGACCAAUCUCCCGACAUCGUCUCCGACCAAGACAACACUCAAGUGGACGGAGGUAAGAAGCACAAAAAGAAAGGCCAGAAAGGCAAAAAAGGCAAAAAGGGCAAAAAGAACAAGAAGGGCAAGAAGCCCGGACAGCCCGAGACCAAGGCGUCAGUGAGCGGCUUCAGCUCCCUCCUGAGGAAGGGGGCCGUUGAAGUGUCGCAGUCUUCAUCCACGCAGCGAAUCACCAGCGACUUCACGCUGGGACCUGUCACAGUCGACCUCGCCAGAGAGUUCAACGAUGGAGAAGUUCGCAAGGCGAAAUCCACAGCAACCACCCUCAACGGUACCAUAGUUAUCGAAGUCAACAAAAAUGGCCAAGCAAAAGUGGCCAGACUAAAAAUUUCCCCGCCUUCCGAUAUCAAGACCACGGGAAGCCUGAAGCCUUCAAGUAAGAACAAUUCGAGCAGCAAGCCCGAAAAGAUUCUGAAGACUUCUGUUAAGAAAGUUUCUCCGCAGAUCAGGCAGCUGAUCGAGGAAGCAGCUGGGACCGUGCUCGACUCCACAAGCCGAGCCGUCAAGCACUAAACGAAAAUUCAACACAUCGAAAGUUCUUAAUUUAUUCAUGAUAGAUUACAGGCAUUAGAAGAAAAAAUGUUGUGUGUCAGUUAGCAUUAUACCAAAAAUAGAAUCAAGUGAGCCGUCCACUUUAUUUGUCCAAAAAUAACUGGGAACACAGAAAUAUUAUUUCAGUGCACUUUUGAAUCGCAGAAUCAUAAAUGAAUUAUUUCAGAAUAAUGAAUAAUUACUAAUUCUAUCUUGUAGUUCAAUCAUUAUGCGAAAAAUUAAAAAUUGUUUGUGAAUUAAAUGUAGAAAUUUCUUGCUAUUGGGCUACUGCAUUGAAUUUUACGGUUCAUUAUUUAAUUCACUUCUAGAUAAAUGUGGCAAUAUGGCAUUAAAUGAGCUAAGAAAAAUUUACGCAAUUUAUACAGGAUGUGGUUUGUGUGCGUUUGUUGUAGAUGCCAAUGCAUUGUUCUUAAUGCAUUUGUGUGUUGUUUUGAAGGUUCCAUCCUGAUUUUAAAAUAUUAGUUUUAAUUAAUUUAGUUUUAAAUUAGCUUUCAUUCUCGUUCAUGAGGUACUGAUUUCAAUGACUAUAAUUAUUUCUCCAAUCUUCCUAUUUAUUAACAUUUUCUCAUAAAAAUUUUGCGCAAUU
Hyalella azteca is the source of this 2672-nucleotide messenger RNA. RefSeq names its product E3 ubiquitin-protein ligase RBBP6. The transcript has 10 exons. The record is from RefSeq and is a predicted model, not a curated record. Lineage: Eukaryota; Metazoa; Arthropoda; Malacostraca; Amphipoda; Hyalellidae. The coding region runs from base 62 to 2047 and encodes 661 amino acids.